Molecule: messenger RNA, 1327 nt
Organism: Mycena citricolor
Lineage: Eukaryota; Fungi; Basidiomycota; Agaricomycetes; Agaricales; Mycenaceae
Source: the annotation of a GenBank genome assembly
GUCACCUUGCUUCACUUCGACUUCCAACAUGUCUGCAGAUUCCUGGCCCCCGCAACUCAAGACAUGGGUGGCGAAAUGUUUGGGACAAAUGACGGACACCAACAGAUCGGAGGCGCAAGCUGAAUUACGACAGGUCAUCGCAGACUCCUUCGCGGCCCAUGAACUCUGGACGACGGACUGGGAAGCUGUACAGCUCAAAGCCUUGCAACCCAAGCCACCACCCCAGAUAAAUCUCAAACGCAAACUUCAAGAUAUUACUCCAAUAUCGAAAAAGGCCAAGAAAGCGCAGAAGAACAACACCCCUCUACUAGAUCCGGAUGACCGCGCUGCGCUCGACAAGAGAGCUCAAAGGUUCCAACGAGAGCAUGAUAUUGAGCGAGAGAAGGGACGUAACGCAGGGUCGAGUCUCAGGGCGAAUCAGAAUAACUCGCAUUUGUUCUCCCAUCCAAGAAGCGAGUCGCCGAUGGAUCAGGAUGCAAAUCCCAAUGUGAUGGACUGGGAUCGGCAUACCAUCGUGGGAACUUCAACCGAGAAGUUCAAGGACUAUCUGCGAUUGACGACUGAACCAAAACCUGAACAAAUCCGUCCGUAUCACAUACUGAGAGAAACACUGGAGGAGUUGAAGACCCGAUUCCGCCAAGAGCCUAGACCACCAUACAAUUGGACGUGCAGUCAAUUCAAGAGCCUGCGUCAAGACCUCACCGUUCAGCGAAUUAAGAAUGAGUUCACAGUGCAGGUCUAUGAAAUACAUGGCCGAAUUGCACUAGAACAUGGUGACAUGGUCGAGUACAAUCAGUGCCAGGCGACCUUGAAGACAUUGUAUGAACUGGGCCUCCCUGGACGAGUGGAUGAGUUUGCCGCAUAUCGGAUACUCAUGCUUCUCCACGGCCGUAACAGGAGCGAGUUGAAUUUUUUUGUAGGUCAACUAACCCCGAAACAGAAAACAGACCUCGCGGUGGUGCACGCUCUCAAGGUGCAGCGGGCUCUUGCUACAGGCAACUAUCAUGCUCUCUUUCAGUUGUAUUCCACUGUGCCAAACAUGGGAGCCUAUAUCAUGGACCAUUUUGUUGCCCGUGAGAGGGUCAAGGCCCUGCUUGUGAUUACCAAAGCCUAUCGCACAAUCUCUCUUGUUUUCAUUCAGCAAGAGUUGGCAUUCGAUGGCAUUGACCAAGCGCGCGAAUUUUUGGUCGAACACUCUGCUGCAUGCUUCACUGAUCAGACAAGUCCCGACUCCCAGAAGACGCUGGAUUGCCGGCUGGCCGGUGCCCAGUUAAGCCAGGUCUACGAAACAAAGUACCGCAAAGUCGGAAUCAAAGGUGCAAUAUGA